Messenger RNA from Cyprinus carpio (common carp), 2952 nucleotides. RefSeq names its product inter-alpha-trypsin inhibitor heavy chain H3-like. The record is from RefSeq and is a predicted model, not a curated record. Lineage: Eukaryota; Metazoa; Chordata; Actinopteri; Cypriniformes; Cyprinidae.
UUUAUCCGGUCAAUGAUAGCCAAUAGCACGAAUAGGACAGGAGCUUAAAGGCUGUGUGGUCUGUUUGCUGUGCAGGUCAUGAUGGAUCGAGCAGCUCUCCGGCUGAUUCUCUUGGGUGUUUUUCUCAUCUCAGCCUCUUUAGGUGUUAAGAAGAAACAAAAUGUGGAUAUAUACAGCUUUUACAUUAACUCCACGGUUACCAGUCGCUAUGCCACAACAGUCAUCACAAGCCGUGUUGCGAACACUCUGAAUGAAUCUCAAGAGAUCCAGUUUGAGGUCAAGAUUCCCAAGAAUGCCUUCAUCAGCAAAUUCAGAAUGACCAUAGAGGGAAAAACAUAUGAUGGGGUUGUGAAGGAAAAAGAGGAAGCUCAACAGCAAUACAAUCAAGCAGUAUCUCGAGGACAAAGUGCUGGACUGGUCAAAUCUGUUGGAAGGACUUUAGAGGACUUUAAAACCUCAGUGACAGUGGCUGCUUUUAGCAAAGUGACCUUUGAGUUGACCUACGAGGAACUGCUAAAGCGUCGUCUCGGCAAAUAUGAGCUACUCAUCAAUGCCCAACCAAUGCAGCCAGUGGCUGACUUCAAGAUGGAUGUACACAUCCAAGAGAAACCAGGAAUUUCCUUCUUGGAGGUGAAAGGAGAUUUGAGCACCGGUGAUCUGGCCAAUGCCAUCAAAACCACCAGAGCAGACAAAGACGCAUGGGUGACCUUCUACCCCACACGAGAUCAACAGACCAAGUGUAAAAGCUGUGGAGAAAAUGGGCUGAAUGGUGACAUGCUUGUAACAUAUGAUGUCAACAGACAAAAUCCUAAUGGAGAAAUCAUGGUAUCAAAAGGCUAUUUCGUCCACUACUUUGCGCCCUCUAAUGUCCCACGUAUUUCAAAAAAUGUGGUGUUUAUCAUUGACCAGAGUGGUUCUAUGAGCGGCCAAAAAAUAAAACAGACUCGAUUGGCACUGCUAAGGAUUUUAAGUGAUCUUGAUGAGGAUGACCACUUUGGAUUGAUCACCUUUGACAGUGAAGUUAACUUAUGGAAGCGUGAGCUCCUCAAAGCUACUGAGGAAAAUCUGAAGAAUGCAAAAUCUUUUGUGAAGGAGAUCAGAGAUAGAGGAGCCACUGACAUAAACGCUGCAGUUCUAGCAGGAGUGGACAUGAUCAAGCGACAUCCAAGAGAGGGAACAGCCUCCAUCCUGAUCCUGCUGACUGAUGGAGAUCCCACUACAGGUGAAACCAACAUAGAGAAGAUAAUGGCCAAUGUGAAAGAGGCUAUUGGGACUAAAUUUCCCCUCUAUUGUCUUGGUUUUGGAUAUGAUGUUAACUUUGACUUCCUGAUAAAGAUGUCACUGGAAAAUAGUGGAGUUGCUCGCAGGAUUUAUGAAGAUUCAGACGCUGAUCUACAGCUGCAGGGCUUCUAUGAAGAAGUUGCUGUCCCUCUCCUCACUGAUAUUCAACUUAAAUACCCAGGAGGGUCAAACCUUACCAAGACCAGCUUUAGCUUGUACUUCAAUGGCUCUGAGAUUGUGGUGUCAGGACAAAUAACAGACAACAGUGUGGAGAGUUUCACCACUGAAGUCAUCGCAGUAUCAAAAGGCAGUAAUGUGACAUAUCAGGACAAUACAAUGACAAAAGACACCAGUGAUGUCCCACCUGAGAAUGAAGAUUUCAUGCAGAGAUUGUGGGCCCACCUUACAGUAAAGCAGCUUCUGGACAGACAGGUGCUUCUUAAAGGACAGGAGAAAGAGGAUGAAAAAAAAGAAUCACUCAAACUCUCCCUGAAAUACCAAUUUGUCACUCCCCUCACCUCUAUGGUUGUCACUAAGCCACAGGAAGGUGACGUGGAAGUAGCCAACAAACCCAAAGAAGGAGAAAGGGGAGGUGAAUCUACAGCUGAUUAUUAUGACUCAGAUUUAAGUCAUUAUCCUGUACAACAUUCAUUACAAGCGGCUAAAAUUAUAGCAGUGGAUGAUUUUGAUUUGUAUGAUCAUCCUCUACCAACUUAUAUGUAUGAUCAUCCUCUACCAACUUAUUUGUAUGAUCAUCCUCUACCAACUUAUGCCUUCCCAACUAUGCAUACAACUACUCCCCCUGCUGUGCAAGUCCAUAGCAAUCGUUUUCUGCUGCCCGUUGUUGGUCAGUCGAAGCCACUUUGUUUUGAUGUUCCUGUUCCUCACAAACUCAGACUCCUACAGGAUUCAGCUUCAGAGUUCUCUAUGAACGGAGAGUCUUUGAGUGAACAAAAUGGAUUCCAUCAAAUUGCUAUUCAUUACAAAACUAACCAUCACUUGAUAAUAAGCACAAAGUCUAUCAGUUACCAUAAUGGCCAGGACAAUGUUGAGAUUUUGUGGGGCCAGGAACUGACCCAACACAAUACAGAUGGUGUGUCUCUGGUUGUUCUGGAAAAUGAAAUGAAUGUUACCAUGGGAAAUAUUGGUGUUGUUAUUAUUUCUCAUAAGAAAGAUGGGGUCAUGUUUUUGUGGCCUGCCAUUUGGGAAUAUCCAAAAGAUGUCAACCUGACAGGUGUUUUAGGAAAGUCUGAUAUUUCAUAUGUGAAGACUAAUGGAUCACAAACACCAACUCUUAAGAUGAAGGACAAGGAGGUGAAGACAUAUUUGGAGACUGUCAGCGAUUACAGAUUACAUUCAACUCCUACUCGGGAAUGCUGGCUUGUCCCAUUCCAGGCUGUGAUGGAGGCAGAGAUUUCUGAUUUCACUGUCACUCAGCUGUAGAGCUGACAAACAGUGUUUCCUUUUGAUUUUGAUGGUUCAUUUUAAGUAAAUGCUUCAAUAGUUUCAUCCUACCUGGCCUAGGAAGACGUACUUAUAAUUGUCUUAAGUAUAUCGUUUUCUUGAUAUGCUGACUUUUUUGUUUGUUUGUUUUGUUUGUGUAAAUCCACUUCAGCUACCUUUCCAUGGAUUAAUCAGGAUUGACUCUUAAUAAAUACAAAUUCUCAUGUC